Ceraceosorus guamensis is the source of this 423-nucleotide messenger RNA. RefSeq lists its product as hypothetical. Bases 1 to 423 code for a protein of 140 amino acids. Lineage: Eukaryota; Fungi; Basidiomycota; Exobasidiomycetes; Ceraceosorales; Ceraceosoraceae. The record is from RefSeq and is a predicted model, not a curated record. The transcript has a single exon.
AUGCGACGGCAACCGGGGCCUGUCGUGAGACCUGACGACGGGAAAGAGGGAAAGCUCACGUUGGCUAAGACAUUCUGCUCCGGUAAUGAAGCGAAUGUUGGGUAUCUUGAUAGCUGGGUGCAGGCGACUUGGACCUCUCGGCGGGCGACGCCUUCUUCGCCAAUCGUGCCCCCGCCAUCCGCUCCGGCACCGUCGUCGUCGCAACCUCCUCCUCCUCCGCCGCCAGCGCCCUUCUCUGUGAACGCUCCUGCACAGUCGGCGACCAGCAUUCACCUGCCUGUGGGAAGUAUCUUUGCCUGCAAGACCAAGCUUGCCACCAGAAGCCGCAGAGUAAAGGUCAACGUGGGCUUCAUCAAUGGUGAUGCACGUCACUACCGGGCCUUUGGCUCUAUCAGGAAGCUCGGGUUACUGAGCUUGUGUUGA